Messenger RNA from Amphimedon queenslandica, 1071 nucleotides. RefSeq names its product GTPase Era, mitochondrial-like. The transcript has 8 exons. Gene Ontology annotation, molecular function: GTP binding; ribosomal small subunit binding; rRNA binding. The record is from RefSeq and is a predicted model, not a curated record. Bases 37 to 966 code for a protein of 309 amino acids. Gene Ontology annotation, cellular component: mitochondrial matrix. NCBI's taxonomy places the organism in Eukaryota, Metazoa, Porifera, Demospongiae, Haplosclerida, Niphatidae. Gene Ontology annotation, biological process: ribosomal small subunit assembly.
GCAUUGGCUCACAGUCUGGGUGUGGCUAUUAAGAAGAUGAUCAUUAGAAGAUUUUGUUCACGAGCAAUUCUAUCAGACCUCACUGUCCCUCCUCCUAAUCCACAGAGACUGUUAAGAGCAGCUGUGCUAGGACUACCUAAUGCCGGGAAAUCUACACUAGUCAAUCAAUUAGUGGGAAGAAAUGUUGCUGGAGUCUCUCCGAAGCCUCAUACCACAAGAUCUCAAGCAUUAGGAGUAUUCACUGAAGGAGACCAUCAAGUGGUAUUAAUAGAUACUCCUGGUGUGGUUUCCUUACAGUAUGGAAGAAAAAUGAAGUUUUCAAAACCAUUUGUGACUGGACCUAAGAGAUCAACGGAUGAAGCAGACCUAAUGUUGGUGAUGAUAGAUGCAUCAGAUCGGUAUACAAGAUUCAAAUUGAAUGAACAGCUGCUAAAGAUAAUGAAAGAAGUGAACUUACCAACCUCCCUGGUCAUUAACAAGGUUGAUCUGUUAGGGUACAAGCAGCUGUUACUGAAAAUUGUUGACAGCAUCAACAGUCAGUCCACCGCCCACCCAUUUAAUGAGGUGUUCAUGAUAUCAGCUCUUACUGGAGACGGGGUUGAUAAACUAAAGGAUUAUCUGUUAGAUAACACUAAACCUUGUGAUUGGUUAUAUGAUGUACACACAUACAGUAACCAGUCAUUGGAGGAUCAGCUGGCAGAAGUAGUGAGGGAGAAACUCUUCAAACAUCUACACAAGGAGAUACCUUAUUCUAUAAAGCAGAGACUAGUUAUAUGUGAGGAGAGAGAUGAUGUCCUUUAUAUCCACAAGAAACUAACAUGCACUAAGAGUAGCCAAGUGUCUAUUGUGGUUGGUUCUGGUGGUAAGACAGUGAAAGCUAUAGCAGAUGAGGCCCAGUCUCAUAUGGAGUCUCUGUUGUCUCGUCCAGUCCAACUAAUACUCUCAGUCAAUCACUCGAACAAAUAGAACCAAUGUCAUUAUUUGUUAUUAUGAUUUUAUUGGACCUGUUGUUGUAUUAUAUUUUGUCUGUAAUGUAAAGAUUUCAUGCAAACUUGUCAGCAAACAGUCUAA